AUGGAUAGGAACACUCUCCUGCUUAUCCUGUUAUUUAUUUUCGUGUGCGUCGACAUGAUAAUGUCGUACAGUUCGAGAUGCAACGACGGCGAGACCCGAUCGGUUCUGCUUCAGCUGAAGAGACAUCUUCUCUGCGAGUACGAUUCUGAAGUAAGACCGGUGCAGACCAACAACAAUGUGACGCGCGUAAAAUUGCACAUCAUUCCGCAAUUCUUAGACUAUAAUAGCGAGGAAGAAAUCUUCGAGCUGCACACGUGGACAUCAAUGACGUGGAACGAUUCGCAUUUGACGUGGGAUCCCGUGCAUUUCGACAACAUUCAGCUUAUAUUCAUGUCCGCCUACGAAAUUUGGCUGCCGGACAUUUAUCUUCAUAACGUAAAUAUGGAGGACAGCGUAUUCUUGGCUUUCACGCAGACGAAGUGCUGGGUAUGGAAGAAAGGAAGGGUGCAGUGGUUAACACCGAUGAAAUAUUCCACAUACUGCAUCGCGGAUAACACGUGGUGGCCAUACAACAUCAUGAAUUGUUCCAUACAGUUCGGCUCGUGGUCAUAUUCCGGCGACGAGAUUGAUCUCGACCACUAUCCGAAUCUGAUAACGACGGCGGAUCUGCACGAAUAUCAGACGAACGUCGAAUGGGACUUGUUGAAAUUUUACAUAACGAGCCGGGAGGAGACACACAAAUUCAAUUCGAACAUUACCUCCAGGUUGCUCUCUUAUCACUUUAUUCUCAAGAGGCAUUGGGGCAUUAUACGUAUUGCGUACGUGACACCUUCUAUAGUACUGAUGGUACUGACAUUGACGACAUUGUGGCUGGAAUCGAAGUCUCCCGAGCGAAUGAUAAUCGCUAAUCUUAACUUCAUCUGCCAUUUAUUAUGCAUGUCUAACGUGCACUGGGAAAUGCCGAAAAGCGGCUUCAAUGUCCCUAAACUAUUAACUUUCUACGAGAGUUCCUUCGCGUUGGCGUCGUUUGUGCUUAUCCUUACGAACAUCCUGCGACAACUGCAAGAGCUCACCACUGCGCCGCCUCUAUGGAUCUCGGCGGCCACGACAUCCCUUUUACGCAGCCGCGUCGGUCAGAUUCUUCUAAUCAGCAUUUUAGACCCUGCCGUAACCGCCAAAAUAGAAGCCGAUGCGGACGAUAAUGCCGAUCUUGUGCAAUCUAAUAGUAAGAAAUCACCAUGGAGCUACGUGAUCGUAAUCGUCAGUUGGUUGGCGUUUUCGAGCGUCCUCUUCAGUUACAUCGUACUGUUGGCCACGUGUAUGCCGACACUAAACUAA
Dinoponera quadriceps is the source of this 1278-nucleotide messenger RNA. RefSeq names its product neuronal acetylcholine receptor subunit alpha-2-like. The record is from RefSeq and is a predicted model, not a curated record. Gene Ontology annotation, cellular component: membrane; synapse; neuron projection. The coding region runs from base 1 to 1278 and encodes 425 amino acids. NCBI's taxonomy places the organism in Eukaryota, Metazoa, Arthropoda, Insecta, Hymenoptera, Formicidae. Gene Ontology annotation, molecular function: transmembrane signaling receptor activity; extracellular ligand-gated monoatomic ion channel activity; neurotransmitter receptor activity. The transcript is spliced from 7 exons. Gene Ontology annotation, biological process: chemical synaptic transmission; monoatomic ion transmembrane transport; signal transduction.